This is a messenger RNA of Boleophthalmus pectinirostris (great blue-spotted mudskipper), 2719 nucleotides long. It is a transcript of the gene pptc7a, whose product is annotated as protein phosphatase targeting COQ7 a. The record is from RefSeq and is a predicted model, not a curated record. The coding region runs from base 322 to 963 and encodes 213 amino acids. The transcript is spliced from 4 exons. NCBI's taxonomy places the organism in Eukaryota, Metazoa, Chordata, Actinopteri, Gobiiformes, Gobiidae.
UUUCGCGUGUGCGUCUGUCCACUCAACACACCGGGCUGCUUUUGCUGGCGUUAGCUCCACAAUCCUCGUUAUGUAGCAGGAUUUAUCUCGGGCACAACCGGCACCAUGGCUGAGAAGAACCAGAACCGACUAACGAGGAUAAUUUGCACCGGAUGAGACGAUUGCUUUUUGGGAACUUUCAGCCAGUACCCCCAAACUUGUUGUUUUUGCAGCCUGCUUUGUUUCCCAAGGAGCACAUCGAUUGACGGGAGCAAGUCAAUACGCAAGAAAGGCGCUUGCUUGUCCGGCGUGGAGACUGGUUUGUUAGGGUGUUUUUAGGUGAUGUUGUCGGUGCUUUCUUACGGUCGACUCGUUGCCAGAGCGGUCAUCGGCGGGCUUUCACAGACGGAUAGCCGAGACUACAGCCUGGUGACUGCGAGCUGCGGCUUCGGCAAAGACUUUCGUAAAGGUAUCCUCAAAAAAGGCAUGUGCUAUGGAGACGACGCGUGUUUCAUCGCCAGACACAGGACUGCGGAUGUUUUGGGUGUUGCGGAUGGUGUGGGAGGUUGGCGCGACUAUGGUGUGGACCCCUCUCAGUUCUCUGGGACCUUGAUGAGGACGUGUGAGCGCCUGGUGAAGGAGGGCCGCUUUGUGCCCAGUAACCCAGUGGGAGUCCUCACCACCGGCUACUAUGAGCUACUGCAGAACAAAGUGCCGCUGCUGGGCAGCAGCACAGCCUGUAUUGUGGUGCUGGACAGGCAGAGCCACACGUUGCACACGGCUAACCUGGGAGACUCUGGUUUCCUGGUGGUGCGAGGGGGAGAGGUGGUCCACCGCUCAGAUGAACAGCAGCACUAUUUCAACACACCCUUCCAGCUGUCCAUUGUCCCACCUGGAGCCGAGGGGGCAGUACUCAGUGACAGGCAUUUGUUUCACCCAUGCUUCAAUGCGUCUGUGAAUGCAUCGUCUGUAACAGUGCCAUGAACACACCGCAAACGUCAGGCUGGGGUCCAAGUGGAUGCUGGAUCUUUGCCAGAACUGCCCUCACUCUCCAUCUCUCGCUCUCUCUCACCCCCUCUCUCCACCUCCCUCCCUCUCCUCUACUGUCAGGGUCAAUGUCUGCACUCUCCCGGGGCAAGCAGAGGACCUCAGACACAGCCUUUGAAGUGUCCACAGCAACAGGAAAUGUUUAUAUUAUUGGGAAAUCUGGACGGUAUUUUCCAUUUCAAACUGUUGCUUUUUAUUGGCCCGCCGCUUGGUAUUCCUGAAUCUAAAGAAAUAUUCACAAAUAUGAUAUUUUUAUUAGUUCCAUUGUCCCACCAUAUUUAUUCAGAAAUGGCACAAAAUCUAUCUGUCCCCCAUUUCAAUUAAAUGACAUGACUAUAGAAUAUUGGGAAUCACACUUGAAAGCCAGAAAUCACAUAUAUCUAUUAAAGCCAAUGGUCCACUGUGCAAAAAUGUAACCAUUAUGAAAUUAGUGAAACAUUUACUUGGAUGUACUGUUGCUCAUUCUGAAUUAUUAGCUUGAUUUCAACCUGAAACUUUUAAAUGCCAUUAUCUCAUUAACCACUAAAGCUCUUCCUGUACUCGUAACAUAGAAGAUAAAGUAAAACUUAAAUUAUAUAUAAAUAUAUAAUUAUAUAACAUAUAAAUAUAAUAAUUAUAUAAUAUAUAAAACUCUCUAUAAACUUCAGUAAAUUUGAUAAAGUCCAGAUUUAAUUUAAAAGGAUUUCUGCAGGACAAAAAAAGGUAAAAUUUAUCCAUAUAAAUUUUUGUCUUGUAAUUUGGCCUGGUGGUCACCUGCUGGUUACCAUGGAGAUGGAUUUUUGAUUUUAAUGUCUGUCAUUUUAGCUAAAGCAAUGAUAUUUCCAUGGAGAUGAGCAGGUAUCCUCCUCCACAUAGUGUUUUUUUUUUUUUUAUUUCUCUGAAAGCCAGUGCGUUUACCUGCAUUAACUUAGACUAGACUUGAAGUACGCUAUGUCCCGGGGUAGUGGAUAUAUGAAAUGAAAAUAGUCAUUAAAACUAUCUUUGACCGGGGGCAACGGGAGGGCAUCUUCUUAGAACUGACACUGAGACGCACCAAGCUUUGGUUUCUGUAGUAAAAGUAUUUAAGGAGUGCACUGACAUCAGAGCAUGUACUUUACCCGACACCAUAAAGUAGUAUUGUCUGAAGACUGGCUGUAGUCAUGCCAAUAUAAACUUUUUUGUUUCUUAAUUGUAACACUAAAAUCUGUACUUGACUGUCAGCACUUUUACCACGGACUAAUCCUAACCUAACUAAUGAGCAGAGAAGAUAAUUUAGACAUUACAGUGGCAGGCCAGACUAGACAAACUUCCUAGAAACUGAGCACUCUGGAUGCUAAAAAUGCUUGGCAUGUUGAAAUAAUACUCAUUUUGAUUUUACGUGGCUGAAAUGUGUUACUCUUUGAAUUCUGUAAAAUAUUGUUGUCUGGGCUGCAAGCUUCAUUACAGGUGCAUUGUGUAACUUUUCUGGUGGAGGAUUUGUCACCUGAUUUUCUCCAUGGAAAUGUUAUUGCUCUGUCUGAAAUGUUUCACAGUAUGGCAUUAAACCUUGCUGUUGUCAUGGAGACCAAACCAUGCCAAGUUACAGGUCAGAUCUGUGAAGAGGAAAGCCUGCUCACAGUCAGAAUGCCUGUUUUUCACUGUAUGUUUGAGCAAUAAAACCACCUGCACUUGAAUACAUGCAAGGUAGAUCUGUUUAAUGUCAUUCUGUGGAACA